UUCCAGCUUAUCUAUUCUAUCCAUUUCUGAUCAUGUCGAAUUACCCUCACCAAAAUCCCUCCGGCGCCGGCUACCCCUACGGCGCACCGCCUCCCUCCUCGCAAUCCUACCCAUCCGCUCCCUACGGUGCUCCUCCGCCUCCCGGCCAAGCCUCCCCCUACGCCCCCGUCGCCUCCCCCUACGGCGCCCCCUCCGCUCCCCCUGGCGCGCCCAAUCAGUCCUACGGCGGCUACCCGCCGGCAGCGUACGGAAGCCCCUUCGCCGCGCUCACUCCCUCGGCUUUCCCUCCCGGCACUGAUCCGAGCGUGAUCUCCUGCUUUCAGAUGGCCGAUCAGGACGGGAGUGGAUUCAUCGAUGAUAAGGAGCUUCAGCGCGCGCUCUCCUCGUAUAACCAGAGCUUCAGUUUGAGGACCGUGCAUCUGCUUAUGUAUCUCUUUACCAACACUAACACCAGGAAAAUAGGUCCGAAAGAAUUCACUCAAGUCUUUUACAGUCUUCAGAGCUGGAGGGCAAUAUUUGAGAGAUUCGACAGGGACAGAAGCGGCAAGAUUGACACAAACGAGCUGAGGGAGGCCCUCCUCAGUCUCGGAUUCUCAGUGUCACCGGUGGUUCUGGAGUUGCUGGUCUCCAAGUUUGACAAAAGUGGUGGCAAGAACAAGGCCAUUGAAUACGACAAUUUCAUCGAGUGCUGUCUCACUGUGAAGGGACUGACUGAGAAAUUCAAGGAGAAGGAUACCUCAUUCUCUGGUUCAGCAACUUUCACCUACGAAUCCUUCAUGUUAACUGUUUUACCUUUCCUUAUUGCUUAGGAGAAUGCAGCUUAUGUCGUUUCUGCUAUCUUCGUCGAAUUUGGAAUCUAAAUCUUUUGUGUUGAUGUUUUUUACUUUCAUAAACGGCCGUAGCGUUACAUAGCUGUUAUUUGCGUUGUAAUAUGUCUAUUAUCUAGUUUUAAAACAGUGUAAUUUUCUGCUGUUUGUGAAAAUUUAUGAAUCACGUGCUUCAAGUGUUUGAUUA
Molecule: messenger RNA, 1014 nt
Organism: Salvia hispanica
Lineage: Eukaryota; Viridiplantae; Streptophyta; Magnoliopsida; Lamiales; Lamiaceae
Product: Calcium-binding EF-hand family protein
Molecular function (GO): calcium ion binding
Source: RefSeq, a predicted model, not a curated record